AUGGAGGUGGAAGGUAAAACCUGGUGCGACAGGAAGCUGCUCAAAUUCGAAGACAUCUGCAGAGGACGCAGUCAUUCCAUCCACCACCACUUGGUGAAUAACGACGUAAUGGCCGCCAUCGAUCAGCUGAAAAAAGGAACCUCCCCCUUCGUCAGAGACGAGUGUAACAGGACUGCCCUUGAUUUAGCCAUCGUAUUAUUUAUGGGAAAAUUUCAUGAGUCCCUAUGUACCUCCCUCAUUGCAGAUUAUAUGCAUUCAAAUGGGUGCGUCUCGAGGAGUUCCUCUUUUACAUACAGUGAUGGGGUAGGAGUUACCUUUAGGGGAAAGGCCCCCUUUGACCGCUCAAAAGAUCCACUCAAUGUGGCAAACGAAAGAAGCGCAACGGAGGAGUCGUCCAACUCGUCACCGUUUGGGAGAAGGAAAGCACGUUCGGCCAUUCCAAACAAGUCCCACUCUUAUCAGCAUGGUUACAAAGUCGGGGCGUACAACAGAAAUACGGCACCCGCACCGAAUGCAUUAACCACCAGGGGAAAAAACAAAUAUGAGCAAGCACUGCUGGAUGGACGACUGCGAAGAAUGAAAGCCCUGCUAUUGUUCAUAAAGACGUUAAGCAUAAACACCCGACUGAGAAAAUAUGCAGAGAAAGUUGCAAAGGAAGAGAUUGCAAAAUUGUCUUUCCCUUUUCUGUACACAAAUACCAUGCACAUGCUUUUUAAGCGUUUUUCGCCUGAACAUGGUCAGGUAAAAAAGUGGAACAUAAAAAAUCCAGCUGACUCAAGAAAAUUAGUUACAAAAAUAUUGUCUAGCAAUUUGUUCGGAAGUGAAGUAAUUAAAUUUAUCGGGAACAUCUUAUCCUGCUUCUCCUCCCUGAUUGGAAUUUUUGGAGAAAAGGUGUACCUACAGGAGUCCACCAUUUCGCAGUACCUUUUACACAUGUCUUUCACUUUCGAUGAUGAAUACUUAUUCAACGUAGUCGUUAACAAGGAGAACACUUUUGCGCAAAAGGAUAUUUUUCAUUGGGAUGGACUAAUAAACUCCAUAUCGCAUGGGAAGCAUUCCUUCCGCCCUUAUUACCAGCCGUUACUGUAUGCCAGACUGAACAAGUUUUUCUUGGAAAAGCUGGAACAGCUCCGGGAUGGUGCGAAGGUGGGGAAAAGGAAUCACCACUUAGCUAAUGGGACGAACCCUGCCCUCAACUUCAGAGGAAAAAACGUGUGUAAGAACCACGCCACUUAUAAAACAAACGAAAGUGUGCCCUGUGGAGGAACCGAUAGGAGUAAACGCUAUUAG
This is a messenger RNA of Plasmodium coatneyi, 1290 nucleotides long. RefSeq lists its product as uncharacterized. NCBI's taxonomy places the organism in Eukaryota, Apicomplexa, Aconoidasida, Haemosporida, Plasmodiidae. The coding region runs from base 1 to 1290 and encodes 429 amino acids. The transcript has a single exon. The record is from RefSeq and is a predicted model, not a curated record.